This is a messenger RNA of Aspergillus aculeatus ATCC 16872, 492 nucleotides long. Its product is annotated as tautomerase family protein. The record is from RefSeq and is a predicted model, not a curated record. The transcript has a single exon. Bases 1 to 492 code for a protein of 163 amino acids. Lineage: Eukaryota; Fungi; Ascomycota; Eurotiomycetes; Eurotiales; Aspergillaceae.
AUGCCUCUCUGGCAGAUCUACUCUCCCCCCGGGACAUUCACCCCGGAAGCGAAAUCCAGCGUCGCAACCGAUAUCACCAAGCGAUACACCUCCAUCGGCCUUCCCGCCUUCUACGUGGUCAUCCAAUUCCACGAACUCAAGCCGGAGGAUGUCUACGUGGGAGGUCGUGUGGCUACCAACGCCAAGAGGCCGUUUGUACGGGCGGUCGUCACGCAUAUCGCGGUCGUGCAGCCGAACAGCGACGCCGCGUAUCGUCACACGACCAAUUGGCUUGACAAGGUCUUCAAGGAGCAUGUGCUGGAUAAAGGGUAUGAUGUGGAGUAUCACGUGGAGGAAACGGAGCGGCGGCUGUGGAAGAUAAAUGGGAUGAUUCCGCCGCCGUACCGGAGUGAGGAGGAGAAGGUUUGGGCGAGGGAGAACCGGGCGGUGGAGUAUGAGGGGGCGUUUGCUGAGGAGGGAGAGGGGAAGGCGGGCGGGAAGGCAGCGCUUUAG